Cuscuta epithymum is the source of this 3199-nucleotide messenger RNA. NCBI's taxonomy places the organism in Eukaryota, Viridiplantae, Streptophyta, Magnoliopsida, Solanales, Convolvulaceae. The record is from the annotation of a GenBank genome assembly.
AUUUUGCCCAUUCCCCUUUUCUGUCUCACCCACAGCCAUGGAGGAAGAGGGAUCACAUGAGUCCACAACCAGCUCAAAAUGCAUCACAAAAACAAGGAGUUUCAGAGAGUCUGGUGGUGCCAGCAUUCACCCCACAGACAGCAGCAGCUUUAGGUUUGGUUUUCUUAAUGAGAACCAGUACCAGAAUUACCCUCCUCUCCUUCCCCUCCCUCCCACAUUCCUUCCUCUCCAACUUCCUUUCCCUCAGACCCAAUCUUUCACAUCAAAAUCCCAUUUCCAGAAACCUCCUCCAUUGAAGCAGAGCUCUCCAGCCUCUCCUUCUUUUCCCAACUCUUCUGAAUUCUCAUCUGCGUCAGAUUCAAUGGUACCUCAAACAAAUGCUGAGAAGCUGUAUGGAAGGAAGGCCAGACCUGCAACACAACAAGUAUCAAUGAUGAUGGCAAGAAGACCAGAUUCUGGUGGUGUGGAAGGGAAGGUUAUCUCUCUGCUUGCUAAUCAUUUCCUUGUUCGAUUCGACCCUCAGCAACAGAUUUUCCAUUACGAUGUUGAAAUCUCCCCCACUCCAUCCAAGGAAAUUGCUCGAAUGAUCAAACAGAACAUAGUGGAGAACCACUCAUCUGUUGUUUCUGGUUUAAACCCGGUUUAUGAUGGCACAAGAACCAUCUACAGUCCAGUUGAAUUCCAAGAUGACAGGAUUGAUUUAUACGUUAAUCUUCCCAUUGAUAAUGGAAAAUCUAACAAGAUGUUUCGAGUCAACAUCAAAUUAGUAUCUAAGCUUGAUGGAGUGAAGCUCAACAGCUACUUGAACAAGGAAGGGGACAAUGAUGAGUGGAGCCCACUUCCUCGGGAAUAUCUCCAUGCAUUAGAUGUUGUGCUGCGGGAAAGCGCCAAGGAGAAGUGUUUGGCAUCCGGAAAAUCAUUUUACUCAAGUUCAAUGGGAGGGGCUAAGGAGAUAGGAGGCGGGGCCGUGGCAUUGAGGGGAUUCUUUCAGAGUCUUAGGCCAACCAAACAAGGCCUUGCUCUUAAUGUGGAUUUAUCCAUGACAGCUUUCCAUGAGAGUAUUGGAGUGAUCCCUUACUUGGAAAAACGCCUCGAUUUUCUGCACAAUCUUUCUCAAAGGAAGACAAGAAGGCUGAGAAGUCACGAGAGGAAGGAAGUGGAGAAAGCAUUAAAGAACAUUAGGGUGUUUGUUUGCCAUAGAGAAACAAUCCAGAGAUAUCGCGUCUAUAGUUUAACUGAAGACAUUACUGAGGAUCUCUUGUUUUCAGAUAGGGAUGGAACGAGUAUAAGACUAGUGAACUAUUUCAAGGAUCAUUACAACUAUGAUAUACAGUUUAGGAACUUGCCAUGUUUGUUGACUAGUAGGGGUAGACCUUGUUAUCUUCCAAUGGAAUUAUGUGUUGUUUGUGAAGGGCAGAAAUUUCUCGGGAAACUUUCUGAUGAACAGACUGUCCGCAUUCUUAAAAUGGGGUGUGAACGACCAAGAGAACGAAAAACAAUUAUAGAUGGAGUCAUGAGAGGACCCGUUGGACCAACAAGUGGCAAUCAUCAAGCAGAGUUUAAGCUUCAAAUUUCAAAAGAAAUGACUCAACUGUACGGGCGAAUCCUGCACCCACCCAAGCUGAAACUUGGGGAUAGUGGACAGGUCAGACAUCUUGUUCCUUCUCGGAGCGAUAGGCAGUGGAACCUUCAGGAUAGUCAUGUCUUAGAAGGCACUCGAGUUGAGAGAUGGGCACUCAUAAGUUUUGGUGGGACCACAGAUCAGAAGUCCAACAUACCGAAGUUUGUAAAUCAGCUAUCUAACAGGUGUGAGCAAUUAGGCAUCUUCCUUAACAAAACUGCGGUGGUUAACCCACAGUUCGAGCCGUUACACAUGCUCAACAAUGUAAAGCAACUUGAAUCUAAGCUCAAGAGCAUACACAGAGCCGCAAUGGACAAUUUGCAGCUUCUAAUUUGUGUAAUGGAGAGAAAACACAAAGGUUAUGGAGACUUGAAACGGAUAUCCGAGACCAGAAUCGGAGUUGUUUCACAAUGUUGCUUAUACCCAAACCUUAACAACCUUUCCACACAUUUUCUUGCAAAUUUGGCACUCAAGAUCAAUGCCAAAGUUGGUGGGUCCACCGUUGCGCUCUUCAACUCAUUACCUUGUCAGAUCCCAAGGAUCUUCAAGCAUGAUGAUCCGGUCAUCUUUAUGGGCGCUGAUGUCACCCACCCGCACCCAUUGGACGAUUCGAGUCCCUCGGUCGCUGCAGUGGUUGGGAGCGUGAAUUGGCCGGAAUCCAAUAAGUACGUGUCGAGAAUGAAGUCACAAACACAUAGGCAAGAGAUCAUUGAGGAUCUAAGUGGAAUGGUGGGUGAAAUUCUUGAUGACUUCUAUGAAGAGAUGUUUUUGCUCCCUAAGAGAAUAAUCUUUUUUAGGGAUGGAGUUAGUGAAUCACAAUUCUCCAAAGUUGUCGAAGAGGAGCUCCAAGCAAUCCAAAAGGCUUUUUCGAGGUUCCCGGGGUACAAACCGCCCAUUACAUUCGUGGUCGUCCAAAAGAGACACCACACCCGACUAUUUCUCCCCGAUGAACCGGUUGGUAACCGGUUCUCCGAUGAGAACGUCCAACCUGGCACAGUCGUGGACACGGUCAUCACUCACCCGACUGAGUUUGAUUUCUACCUUUGUAGCCAUUGGGGAAUAAAGGGAACAAGCCGGCCAAUCCAUUACCAUGUAUUAUGGGACGAAAACCGGUUCACAUCUGACGAGCUUCAGAAGUUGGUGUAUAAUCUGUGUUACACCUUUGUGAGGUGCACCAAGCCUGUUUCACUGGUGCCGCCUGUUUACUAUGCUCACCUUGCCGCGUAUAGGGGUAGGCUAUAUCUUGAACGUCACGAUACGAACGGUUCAUUGAAAACCUCUACGGUCACUCGGGCUGCUCCCCCUAAGACAAUGCCACUGCCUAAACUCACUGAGAGUGUGAGAAAGCUCAUGUUUUACUGCUAGGAUUCUUACAGGUUAACUUAUCCGUUUGAGCUGGUAGCUGAUUUUAUUGCAAAUAAAUGAAAAAUAAUUGCACGAAUAGGUGUUGGGAUAACAAUUGGAUUAAAUUAGAGUAUAUUGUAGGUUGUACAAUUAUCCAAAAAGGUUACUCAACAUAUCGUUAUCGGUUAUUGUUCCAAACAAGAACUAUGGAAGUAUGGAGCCUUAUAAAACGAC